GUGCGCACGGACACUCUGACAUCGAUCAACCGAUGCGAGAACCACAGUAACUGUUGUCUACGCCGCCUCUCAUCCAUCCCAUCCACACAUUCACAAUACACCAUAAAUCACAACGUCUCCGUCUCAGGCUCGACGUCCUUAUCGAGCAGCAACGGAAUCGGCCACACAAAGUACCCAUGCUUAGCGAGACACACCAGCUGCUGCACACUCUGGCUGGCCUUCCUGUCCACCGCCUCAGCUGUGUUGAACGAGUUGUGCGGCGUGAGGGUCACACGCGGGUCCGCCGCCAGCCUCAUGACCGCCUCCACUUCUUGCGCCUGCGGUGUGUCGGGCGGUGGGGCGAUCUUGUCCCUCAGCAUCUCGGCAAGGCUCCUCUCGUGACUGAAAACGUCCAGUGCGACGCCGCCCAGCCGGCCUUCGUCGAGGGCUUUGAGCAGCAGAGAUGAAGCGCAGAACUCGCCUCUUGAGAUGUUGACAAAGAGGGCGCCUUCCUUGAGCAGAGAGAGGCGGUGGGGCGUCAUGUAGCCGAUGUUGCAUGAGGUCAGGUUCAUGCAGACCACCUGAUUUGAUUGCACACGGACGGGACGCACCAGAGAAUAAGUGAGUGCACUCGAUGCAGUUGCUCGCACUCGGAUAUCUCUCUCUCUCACCACGCAGUGGGCGCCUUUGAGGGCGACUUCAGGCUCCUGGUAGGGCACCAGAUCGCUGUACUUGAUGGCGAUGUCGACACCAACGACAUUCAUGCCAAGAGCAAGACCCAGACGACACACCUGCAUCAAAGCAUGACGGAACACACAGACAUUCCAUUGGUGUGGUGGAUUGGAUGUAUGUGUGCACUUCAGUCAGUCAGCGCCUCCAUCUUUCUGCCUGCCUGACCUCUGAGCCGAUGUUGCCCACACCAACCACCACCAUUUUCUUGCCCUUCAACUAAUACACACACACAUAAACACACACACACACAUGAACACACCAACGCUGAGUGAGUGAGAGUCCCUCCCUCCCGCUGUGCUCACUCACCUCCAUGCCUGUAAGCCCAUCUCUGUGGAACUGGUGCCACUGACUCCUCUGUUGGGCCAGCUUGCGCGACAGACUCAGCAGCAGCAUUAUGGCCUGCUCGGCCACGGCACGCACGCAGUAGAGCGGCAGGUGGCCGAAGUGGAUGUGCUGCGUCCGCUCGACGGUCGCCUGAUGCCGGUACGCCAGCAGGUGGUCAUACCCUGUGGAGCGGCUCAGAAUCGCCUUCAGAUCCUGAUGGGAUGGAGGACACCCACACAUUGUCUGUCCACCAUUCAGCGGCCAGCUGGUCAUUGAUUCUGUUGACUGUGUGUUUCCCGCUCUCUGUGUGUGGCUUGCUUACGUCUGCCCAUUCCAGCGGCAGCGUGCUCUGUGUGCGGAUGCUGAUGACGUCGCAAGGCGGCGGGCCGAUGGACGGGCCGGAGGUCUUCGAUUCGCCCCGCUGCGCAAGGAACUCCUGUAUGGUGGCUGGGACGAGUUCACCCUCCACCCAUGGGGUUGCAUCGAGGUACCGCCGGAUGUGUGCAGCCUCCUCCUCAAACGCUGAGUGCCAACAGCGUACACACACACAGAUGGAAUACAGACAUUCAAUGAAUGAGUGGAUCUGCGUUGCCGCCCUCUCUGCCGUGCUGUACACCUUCGAAGAAGAAUGUUCUCAUUUUUCGAACGAAGUGAGGAUGCUGGGGAGCCCCUGAUCUUGAGGCGGCAUGAUAUCGACGUGAUGAGAUCCGACAGCACGAUCCGAUGAGCUGAGUGCGGCACAUCAGGCUGUGAAGCGUUGCGUGAUCUUCCCUUGACAGGCACAGAAUAC
Messenger RNA from Vitrella brassicaformis, 1825 nucleotides. The record is from the annotation of a GenBank genome assembly. Lineage: Eukaryota; Vitrellaceae.